GAUACUCCCCCAGCAGUCACUGGCAUGUAGUGCACCGGCAGCCCUCGCUUCCCAGCGCGAUAGGCCUCAGUCCCCGGCAUGUCCGCUACCGCCGGGCGGCCCGUGCUGCGGGUUCUCCGGCUGGGCUUACUAUCUUACACCGAGGCCCUGCGGGUGCAGCAGGGCUGUGUGCAGGCCGUGAAGGAGCGGGCGGCGGAGCCUCGGGGCACAGUGCUGCUAUGUGAGCACCCGGCCGUGUACACGGUGGGGAUCCGGCGGGCACCGUACCCGGUGCUGGAAGAGGAGAGGCUCCGUCAGAUCGGGGCCGAUUUCCAGCGCACUGACCGCGGAGGCCUCAUCACUUUCCACGGCCCCGGACAGCUGGUGUGCUACCCCGUGCUGGAGCUGGGUCCCCUGCGCCGGACGCUGCGGGCCUAUGUAUGCGGUCUGGAGGGGGCGGUCAUAGGCCUGUGCCGGAGCCUCGGUCUGGAUGCGUAUCGCGCCCCGGAGACAGGGGUAUGGGUCCGGGACAAGAAGAUCUGCGCUAUCGGGGUUCACUGCGCCAGGCGCGUUACCUCCCACGGACUGGCUUUGAACUGCAACACGGACCUCUCGUGGUUCGAACACAUCGUCCCGUGCGGGAUCGUAGGAAAAGGAGUCACGUCCCUGACCCAGGAGCUCGGAAGGGAGGUCACCGUGGAGGAAAUCAUCCCUCCGUUCCUGGAGGCCUUCGAAGAGGAAUUUAAAUGCACUUUAGUCUUUGAGGACCAACCGGAACAGAUAAACGGAACAUCGUAAUAUCUGGAACUUGUAUUAAAAUGAUCUUCGUUUAACCCUUUAGAA
Messenger RNA from Spea bombifrons (plains spadefoot toad), 822 nucleotides. RefSeq names its product lipoyl(octanoyl) transferase 2 (gene LIPT2). NCBI's taxonomy places the organism in Eukaryota, Metazoa, Chordata, Amphibia, Anura, Pelobatidae. Gene Ontology annotation, cellular component: mitochondrion. Gene Ontology annotation, biological process: protein lipoylation. The record is from RefSeq and is a predicted model, not a curated record. The transcript is spliced from 2 exons. The coding region runs from base 79 to 777 and encodes 232 amino acids. Gene Ontology annotation, molecular function: lipoyl(octanoyl) transferase activity.